CCCCGCAGCCUGUGGUCUCACAGAGCAUGAUGAAGCUCCUGCCCAUCAUCCCGCUCCUUCUGCUUCUCCUGACGAUGGUGGAAGCCAGACCAAAACCUGCAGCCCUGAAGUGCAGGACAGGUCCCCUGGACAUUGUGUUUGUGAUCGACAGUUCCCGCAGCGUGCGCCCCUUCGAGUUCGAGACCAUGCGUCGGUUCAUGAUGGAUAUCAUCAGCAGCUUGGAUUUGGGCCCCAACGCCACGCGGGUCGGGGUGAUCCAGUACUCCAGUCAAGUGCAGAAUAUCUUCUCCCUCAAGACCUUCUUCACGCGGGCGGACAUGGAGAAAGCCAUCAACAGCAUCGUCCCGCUGGCGCAGGGCACCAUGACAGGGCUGGCCAUCCAGUAUGCCAUGAACGUGGCCUUCACCACGCAGGAGGGCGCACGCCCUCUGCACAAGAAGAUCCCCCGCAUUGCCAUCAUCGUGACGGAUGGAAGACCCCAGGACCGUGUCACUGAGGUGGCCACCCAGGCCCGGAACGCUGGCAUUGAGAUCUACGCCGUGGGCAUCCAGCGGGCAGACAUGAACUCGCUGCGCGCCAUGGCCUCGCCACCGCUGGAGGAGCACGUCUUCCUGGUGGAGUCCUUCGAGCUCAUACAGCAGUUUGGGAAGCAGUUCCAGGACAAGCUCUGCGGGGUGGACAUGUGCACGGGGCAGGAGCAUGGCUGCCAGCACAGCUGCAUCAGCACCCCUGGCUCCUUCUACUGUGAAUGCAACCCAGGCUACAGGCUCAACGUGGACGGAAAGACCUGUUCCUUCAUCGAUGCGUGUGCAGACGGGAGACACGGCUGUCAACACCAAUGCGUCAGCGUUCGUGGGUCGUACACGUGCCACUGCCGUGCGGGUUACUACCUCCACCAGAACAAGAAGAGCUGCUCCAUGAUCGAUUACUGCAGCUUUGGAAACCACAGCUGCCAGCACGAGUGUGUGAGCAUCCCCAAUGGGCACUACUGCCGCUGCCGCAGCGGGUUCACGCUGCAGCCCGACAGCAGGUCCUGCAGAGCCACUGACCUGUGCAACGGGCUGGAUCAUGGCUGUGAAUUCAAAUGUGUGAGCACGGAGGGCUCCUACCGCUGCGUGUGCCCUGAGGGUCAGCAGCUCCAGGCUGACGGCAAGGCGUGCAGCAAGUGCGGGGCUGGACAUGUCGACCUGGUGAUGGUGAUUGAUGGUUCCAAGAGUGUCCGGCCCCAAAACUUUGAGCUGGUGAAGCAGUUUGUGAACCGCAUCGUGGACCUGCUGGAGGUGUCCCCCCACGGCACACGCGUGGGGCUGGUGCAGUACUCCAGCCGCGUCCGCACUGAGUUCCCUCUCAACAAGUACCACAGCGCGGAUGAGAUCAAGAAGGCGGUGAUGGAGGUGGAGUACAUGGAGAAAGGCACCAUGACAGGCCUUGCCCUCAAGCACAUGGUGGAACACAGCUUCUCCGAGCUGGAAGGUGCCAGGCCUGCCUCCCACAACAUCCCCAGAAUCGGGCUCGUCUUCACAGAUGGGCGCUCCCAGGAUGACAUCUCUGAAUGGGCCAGGAGAGCAAAGGAGUCAGGGAUCGUUAUGUUCGCUGUGGGUGUUGGCAAGGCUGUGGAAGAGGAGCUGAGAGCGAUCGCCUCUGAGCCAGUGGAGCAGCACUUCUCCUACUCAGCAGACUUCACCACCAUGACGCACCUCGUGGAGAACUUCAAGCUGAACAUCUGCCCAGAGGAGGGCAAAGGGGAGACAGAGAUCCGCAGCCCCUGCGAGUGCGAAGCGCUGGUGCAGUUCCAGACGAACACUGUGGCCAUCCUGCAGAGCCUGACCGAGAAAAUUGCUCAGACGACAGCCAGACUUGAAGACUUGGAAAAGCAGAUUGCCAAGAAGAAGUGAUCCUUACAGAGGGCUGCAGCGCUCGUACAGGGCAUGGGGAUGUACAGUAGCUACGUGGCAUUGUUAUUGCUAGGUUAUUGUAAAGCAUCAGUGUUGUUUGUUCUUGUAUUGCAAAAUCCCCGGAGGGAUGUGGAGUGUAUUUAAAAAAACAAAAAAUCCUAAAAAAAAAACAUACCAAAAAAGAACUUGAGCAAGAACCCCUACAGUGAAGCCAAGGGGUUCAGUCAGUGUUGGUGCCUCAUUCCUCUGAACUGGCAGGUCUGGGAUGAGGCAGGAUGACUGUGUGGGCAGGCUGGGCUUUGGAUGAGGGUUUAGAUUGGAUAUUAGGUCAGGUAUUGGACCAGGCUGCCCAGGGCAGUGGUGGAGUCACUGUCCCUGGAGGUGUUCACAAACCGUGUAGCUGAGGCCCUCAGUGACGUGGGUUAGUGGAGGCCUUGGGAGUCCUGGAGUAACAGUUGGACUUGAUGAUCUCAAAGAUCUUUUCCAACCCAGUUGAUUCUAUGAUUCUGUGUGACACCCGGCCUUUUCCCAGAGUGACUGGGAUGAACCAGCCCCUGCACAGCACCCAGCAUGCUGCUUCGCAAGAGAAAACCCCUCCAGUGAUGGUGCCCUGGGAGCUGCGAAGUGGUGGGGCUGGGAGAGCUGCGGGCAGUGCACAGGGGUGGAUGCAGCCCAGCCAGCUCCCUCAUGGCACCCAGGUGUGCACCCAUGGGGAAGCGGGCGCAGGAAUCAGCAGAUCCCCUUGUCCCUGUUUUGGCAGAAUUGUUCGGGAAUCGAUCAUUAUAUCGUUUGGUUUUUUAAUCACAUAGUAAAAUGGUAAUAAUUCUUUCUAUAAAUAUCUGUGUGUGUAUAUAUAUUUCAUUCUGAGAGCAGGGUAGUGCUGUUU
Strigops habroptila (Kakapo) is the source of this 2781-nucleotide messenger RNA. It is a transcript of the gene MATN4, whose product is annotated as matrilin 4. The transcript has 10 exons. The record is from RefSeq and is a predicted model, not a curated record. The coding region runs from base 27 to 1895 and encodes 622 amino acids. Gene Ontology annotation, molecular function: calcium ion binding. Lineage: Eukaryota; Metazoa; Chordata; Aves; Psittaciformes; Psittacidae.